Molecule: messenger RNA, 2878 nt
Organism: Bufo gargarizans (Asiatic toad)
Lineage: Eukaryota; Metazoa; Chordata; Amphibia; Anura; Bufonidae
Gene: FAM114A1
Product: family with sequence similarity 114 member A1
Exons: 14
Coding region: 234-1832 (532 amino acids)
Source: RefSeq, a predicted model, not a curated record
CCAGAUUGAGCCAUUUUCCAGUGCCGUUAUUUAACCCUUUUAGCAGACAGAACAAAGACCUUGUGAAAAGCUAGAACUAGUCUGACAAAUACUGAGGGGGGCGGCGAGGCGGUGCCCUGACUCCACAUGGUGGCUAAUAGUGUCCAGCAUGGGCAGGGUUAAGCGGAGAAGCAUACAGCGUGGCAGUGUGCAGCUGCUUGUGAUGACACAUCUGGCUGUGGACAGCAGUCAAAAUGUCAAGUGAAGAAGGUAAAGCAGAAGCCGAGACCACUGGCACUGAACUAGAGAAAACUGCAGCCCCUGUGCUGGGCAGUAAUGAGGAGUCUGGGCCUGAAGACAGUCCUCAAAAUAUAGAACUACACAAGGUCCCAGAGCCAGAACCAACACAGAAGUCUGAAGAGCAAGUAUCUGAAGAGGAGAAACCACAACCAGGCCAUGAGGAAUGCAGUGACACUGUGAACCUAGACCCGGCGUCUGACUCCAAGGCUGAUGAAGAAGAGCAUGCCCACCUAGAUUCAGAGGCUUCUGCUAAGGAGAGCACUUGGAGCACGUGGGGAACAUGGGGCAAGUCUCUUCUGUCAUCAGCCAGUGCAACCGUAGGACAUGGGAUAUCUGCAGUGAAGGAAAAAGCAGGAGCCACAUUAAGAGUCAGAACUUCAGAGUCUGAGGAAAGCGGAGAGGUCAGAGCAUCUGAAGCCGAAGAAGAAGUAUCGGCAGAAAAAGGUGACAGCCCAGCAGAGCCCACUUCACCUACUGCAGGUCGUGGUGUAUUUUCAGCUUUAACUAAUGUUGUACAGAACACGGGUAAAUCUGUUUUAAGUGGCGGCCUCGAUGCCCUGGAGUUUAUUGGAAAAAAGACAAUGAAUGUACUGGCCGAAACCGACCCAGGAUUUAAGAAAACGAAGACUCUUAUGCAGAAGACGGCAUCUUUAUCUCAGAUGCUGAGGGAAGCUAAAGAAAAAGAGAAGCGGAGGCUUGAAGAGCAAGUGUCAGAUGAGAGGACAGCGCACUUUGGUCUGUUAUUUGAUGAGUACCAGGGACUGUCCCAUCUGGAAGCUUUGGAAAUACUCUCCAAUGAAAGUGAGACAAAGGUCCAAUCUUAUUUAUCAUCCCUGGAAGGUGAAACAUUGGAAACAUUAAAAGCAGAUCUUAUUGCAAUCAAGGAUAUAUUUCUUCAGAAGGAUUUUGUCAAUGAAGAGGAAAUCAAUGCUAAAGGUGAAGAGAUUGAAGAGUUUACGAGGAUGCUCACCGAAUUACUGUUUGAACUGCAUGUUGCUGCUACCCCAGACAAGCUCAAUAAGGCAAUGAAGAAGGCUCAUGACUGGUUGUCAGAAGAGCACCUGUACUCAGAAGAACAGUCAGAGAAGAUGGCCAUCAAUGUUCAGGAGGUAGAAGAAGUAGUGAAGGAUAGCCCAAGUGAGGCCAGUGAAGAAGGCAAAGCUGAGGUUAAGAAGGAGCUCAGCUCUGAAGAUAUAUACAUGAGAUCUGUUGAAAAUCUGGCAGAAAUUACAGCACGCUGCAUCGAGCAGCUACAUAAGGUGGCGGAGCUCAUACUACAUGGACAAGAUGUGGAAAAACCAGUGAAAGACCAAGCUAUUGUCUUAGCCAAGCUUACAAGUGCAAUGUGUAAAGAAGUGUCCUCCCUGUCAACAAGCUUUUCUGACUCUCUAACCUCUGCUGGGAGCAAGUUGAAGGCCGAAGUAUUGAACCCGAUGGUCAGCAGUAUACAGCUGGAGGGGAACAACAGCACGACCUACAUCCAGGACGCUUUCCGGCUCCUUCUCCCUAUUCUUCAGUUCUCCCACAUUCAGGCUACCUCUUCUAAAGCAUAGCAGCUUUUCUGUUCCAAUCUGAGCUCAUAUGCAGCACAGCUAGAUUAUGGUAUUUGGACGAAGCCCUAUCAGUCCUGAGUUAGCGGACAUUGUUGUACCCAAUCAUUGGCCUUCUGAAGUGUAGGUCAGAAAAGUGAGCCCUGCCCUCUUGACUCUUUAGAAACUGGAAGAGUCCCUUUAGUCAUUAAGAGCUUAAAAGAAGUCACAUUUCUGCAGAAUGGUGGAGUGGAGAUGCUGUAAGAAGUUCACUUUUCUUAUUCCCUGACUGGCAGUUUGGAAAAUCAUUUAGUGGAUGCAGAUAUGCAGAUUGUCCAAUUUCAAGAACUUAUCCCCUGUCUACCGGAUAGAGGAUAAGUGCCUUAUCUCUGGAGGUCUGACUGCUGGGGCCCCCGAUCACGAGAAUGGGAGCCUGUGCUCAGGUAUCUCUUGGAGUCCCAUAAAGAUGAAUGGAGCGGUGGACACACAUGUGUCUCCGUUGGUCUAUUCUAACAGGGGAAUGAAGGCCCCAUUCUAGUGAUCAAGGUUGGGAACCCAGCUGUUGGACCCGCGCCGAUCAGACGCUUAUUCUUGUAAUGGGACAACCCCCUUUAAGCUUUGAUGGGGUAUUGAACAGAUAACAUAAUCCUAUGGGAAACUGACCAGCUGACAAGUUCCCUUUAACAAGCAGGUUUUAAGUGUACAAAGAUACAGCUAUACUACCUGUCCACUGGGAACAGGUGCAGGGUCUGGCACAUGCACAUUUGCACAGUGUAUACAAUUUAACCCAAUGGGGGAGAUUUACUAAUCAAAAUUUGCCAGAAUUCUGGUGCAGUUUGUGGCAUAUAUGCUUUAUACCACAUUUAUUAGGUGUUUUAGAGGUGUUUUUGGCUUGUCCAACAAGGGGACUUGGCUUAUCAGGAACACAAGUGGCUUGUUUGAAAGGAGUGUAACUUAAAGGGUUUAUCCCAUGAAUAAUGUAAAAAAAUCAGAGAUCAUAUAGUCCAUGCCAAUAACUUUCUAACAAAGCUAGAACCAGCCCUGUACCUCACAUGGGUCUAGAGAUCUCC